This is a messenger RNA of Bemisia tabaci, 5329 nucleotides long. RefSeq names its product pleckstrin homology domain-containing protein pruning defect 1 (gene prd1). Gene Ontology annotation, biological process: Golgi organization; lysosome localization; regulation of protein localization. Gene Ontology annotation, cellular component: endosome membrane. Gene Ontology annotation, molecular function: kinesin binding. Lineage: Eukaryota; Metazoa; Arthropoda; Insecta; Hemiptera; Aleyrodidae. The record is from RefSeq and is a predicted model, not a curated record.
AACUAAACCAGACUAACCUAAUAAGGUGAAAAGUGUUUAAUUUUGUAACUACAAAUAAUAUUAGUUUUAACCUUGUGAGUGAUUAAUUACGUGAAAUAUAUUUUAAUUUACUCCAGAUUACGUUGUCUCAGUGAAAUAAUAAUUAAUUAUCUCUGGAGGAAGUGUUUUAAAUUAAUUCAUCGUUCUCAGGCUGCUUAUCAAACACACCGAUCUCAUUGUGAUGACUCGAAUCGCACCCAAUUAUCACACAAAGCAGUGGGGAAGAUGUCAUUCACACUAGGAUGACUCUGUGGAUAUCAUGCUGGAAAUGAUGGAUUCUUGCAGCAUGUCAGAGUCUGUUGAAACUCUAUCCGGUGAUGUAAGUGAACCAAAUGAAACUGCUAGAGGCUCAAAUGGACCCGCGUUUGAGAAUGUGAUGGAUUUCACAAAGAAAAUUAACUCCUCCACCAGUUCUCUAACUUCUCCUGUUGAUUCGGGGGUUGUCCUACUGGAUGAGGUAGAACCUUCGACAGAUACAAAAAAAGAGCCCCAUGUCUGUGCGAUUCAAGGGGUCGAAGCUGUCGAACCAACAAGCCAAAGCACUCCUGUGUCAGGUGCAACCACUGAGCAGGUCACCGGAGAUGAUGAGAUAGUAUUCCAAAGAAAAACCCGCAAAAAAGUCUUGAAAGAUAUUAAAAGCAAGAGGGUCUCAUUUCAUGAAGAUGUCAAUACCCUUGAUGCAGCAGAGAACAAAGAUAUCAAAAUCAAUGUCGGUCUCACAGACAGAGUCAGUGCUGACAUCCUCACGCCAACAGAACAAGGACAAGAUCUUAAUAGUUCAUUAGUGUUGAGCUCUAAUUUUACAGAGCCGGUAUUUUCAAUCGAGAAAAUGUUCUCUAAACUAAAAAAUAGUGUUUUAACGUUAGCCGAACGAGGGGUUCCCGAAGGACAGGAAGACCCGCUCAAUUGCUCCUCAUAUAUCGAAUUCGACUCUUCACUAUCAUUCGGUUCCAAGCACCUCACGCAAACUAAAGCGUCAGAGUCUGAUCGAACAACGAGGUUGAAAAGUCCCGCCGUGAGGAACGUCCUAUCUGAAGCUCCAUCAAAAGCUCCUCUAGUCAAUCGGUUUCUACUAUCACUACAAAUGAAGGAAUCGAGAAAAAAGCAUGCUUCUCUAAACCGGCGACAUCAAAUCAGAGGAAUCAAAUCUCAUCGACCCCUAAUUGUCAAAGUUAAACCGUACGACAUAAAUCUUAAAAGUUUUGAGCAUGUUCUGAACGAAUUGAAUGAUGAAAUCUCAGUGAAUCUUUGCAACAGGUUGGAAACAAACUGGCAGAAGGAUGUAGAGGAAAGACUAGAAACUCACCUUUUCAAAGGCAAGGAAGUGAAAAUUCACAAGGUGUUCAGAGUUUUAAGUACAAUUGGUGAGCCUCUGCUCACAAUAUUAACCGAUACUUCAUUAUUAGUGAUAGCUUACGAUCAAAAUGAGCUGGUCAUUCGUUUUUCAAUUACUUACAGUAAUAUCAAAAUAAUCAUGGUAGGGCCUGGAAACUUAACACUAAUGUUCAUUGAGCAAUAUCCCUUUGGUCAUUCUCACUUCACCAUCGUCACGGACAAUGAAAAUCUUCAUGGAGGCAAUGAUCUGAUAAGCCAUCUUGAAGUUAUAGUCCGCCAGAAGAAAUGUCCUACCAUCCCUGUCCUUUCCUCGUCGAUCCACGAGGAUAAGAAAUUUUUGAAAAAAACCUCUAUUGAAGCAAAUGAAGAAACAACAUAUUGCCAGUGGAUUUGGCUUCAACAGAUUUUUGCAAGUGACGCUUAUGCUCUUGGUCCAAUGAGAGAGGGUUAUCUCAUGUACAGGCAAACAAAAAGGACAAAAUGGGCGCCUAGUUUUAUUUUACUCAAGGCCAGUGUCAUUUAUGUAUUUACCGACUCAAAUUUAAAAAUACCCAUACACGUUAUACAUCUUAAAACAAAAAAAUUCAAGGGGGCAAGGAAAUUUCCCGACUCCAGGCAACCUCAUGCCUUUGAAGUUUUAUUUGAUCCUGACAUUUCUGUUCAGUUUGGUGCUGCUAGUGAGGAAGAUUUAUUUGAGUGGUUAGAUGCUGUAUCUCUUUCAACUUUUGGAGCUGAAGACUGUCAAGUUGUUGCGAAACGCCAUUUGGAUCCUGUCAUUGGAUGCUGUCUUCUCCUAACAACAAAGCAUAUUGUGAUGUAUCAAUUGCCUUGCGAGGUGCUGUCUUGCCUUUUGUUGACAACUUUAAACGUUGUUAAAUUUUCAUCAACUCAUAGUUAUUGUGUUCUGGAAUUUGAUUGUUGUGAGGCUAAUGAAACAAACGGAGAUUGGGUUAUUCAUUUCUCUUCAGAGCAAGGUCUCAACAAAUUUUAUAAUGUGUUAAGCUCAGUUUUACCAAAUUUACAUCAGAUCACGGAUAGAAUCGAUGUUACUUCUGAUUUUGCAAUUCGAUGUAUGGAAAGAAACAAUUCGUUGAAAAACGUCUGGUCCUGUUUUCUAUGAGAAACGAACUGUCUUUAUUUAGGAACAAAUUUUUUAAUGUAAGUACUCGUAAAAUAAUUCAACUUUUCAGACGUUCUAUUUUCAAUGCUUGAUUUUGACAUUACCAAUGUAAGGAUUUUUAGUCUGUCUGCACUACAAUUUCACAAAUCAUUCCUCGCCUUGUCCUUUACUUAAAUCUUUUUGAUGAAGUUAUCUAAAUCUGGGGCUAUCAAACUAAAAUACUCAAUUAUGCACCGAACAAAAAUUUCAACAGAUUGAAUGAUGUUGGAGUCGGAAAACAUAACAAAAAUUAAAGAAACUUUUUAAAAUGUUGUAUCUUCUCUUAUGGCUUCUCAUUCCCCCUCCCCCUCCUAUAGGAAAGGAACAGUUGAAUUUCAAGAAGGGCUUUAUGUUGGGAAAGUAUUAAAGUAGGCUCUUCUUUUCCUAUGAUUUGAUUACCUAAAAUGAAAAUACUGGAGGGAACUUAUUCCCGGCAAAUGGUUUAAAAUAGUUAGAACAUUUUUAUCUUUUGAAAAGUCAGAAGUCCGUAUUGAAAAACACUUUCUUUCCUUGCAAAGUACCAUGUAGUUUUUUAUUCAAUUAUGAAGUACCCAACUCUUUCAUGUUUUAAAUUCCAAUAUUUUACUAUCUUUUCAUCAAAAAUUCCUAAGAAAAAUUGUUCGGAAAACUGUCGUCUCCAUUCAGCAUAUCAUAGAGCAAUGUGCAAGCUCAAAAUCCAAAAUUAUCCAAAAUAGUAGAGUUUAGAGGGGUUAUGGUGAUAUGGUGCUGAACAGUCGGGUUUAAGGAGAAUCAGCCUAACUACAUUAGAUGUUGCAUAAUUUCUUCUAAUGUUUUAUUUUUUCAACGGAUAAAUUUUCAAAAUAUUUACUUGAAAUUUUGUGAGUACAUAAUCUAUAAUCUUGAGGAAAUUCAUGGAAAGUUUCAAGGCCUCAUAUAGCUUUGUUCUGUGCUAAAAAAAAUAAAAUUGGAGAAGAAAUUCGGCAAUAUCUAAUGUAGUUCGACUGUUUCUGCCCUAAUUUGUCCCAAUCAUAAUAGAAAUCUGAAAACCUCUGUUCAUUUUUUUGUUUACUUACCUUCAUCAUGUAUACAUAAUGAUGAAAGUGCAUCAAGCUUUCACUGACGUUUCCAGAAAAAUAUAUUUUUGUUGCGGGUUUGAAGUAAAUGAUUCCAGGGUAAGUAAAUGAUUUCUCUUGUGGGGGUUUGUUUAGUCUACUUAAAGUCAGAAAGAUGUAGGAACAGGUUUUUCUUAACCAAUAUUGGAACAUUUUAAAGCUAUUUUUUUGAUUGGCAAAGCUUGAGUCGAAUAUUUUUCUCUCCAAUGUAACUAAAAUAUAUCUCUCAUCUUUUAUACUCGUAUCUUAUGCUUAUAUUUUAUAAAUAUUGUAUCUUAGGUACUACAUUUUGUUUAGCUUGGAUGUAUUGUUAGCAUAAGUUUUUGUCAAAUAGUAAUACAAAUAUCACAGCAAAUGUUACUUUAAUCCUCCGACUUAAAUUUUGUCUGAAGAUUCAAGUAUGUAUGUAUCCUGAUUGCCAUUUGAUUUUAUCGUAAAACUCAUGCAGGCCACUUCCUGUUACUCUCCCAAAGUUGGCAAACUAUAUUGAAAUUAGCCGCAACAUUUUAUUGAUGCUGAGAAAUUCACUCCAUGAUUUUUUGAUCAUAGAUAUUUUUUGAAAAAUCACCCUCAUAUUUUUUUGUCUCUUUUUACUUGACCCAAGUCCGUUCCCUGUUUUAACCUUUUAUGUAUCAUUUUUAUUUUGCUUCAAGCUGGGAAAAUGUUUCUGCCUUUCUACCUACUUUUCAGGAAGCAAUGCUUCAUAUUUCAACCAGAUUUUAGCAACUUUAAUCAAUCUCGACGUAAAAGUAUUGCCUAUUUUCUCUCAUGAUUUGCAAAGAAAGAGAAAAGAAAAGAAAAAAAAUCGCCUCAAGAUUUUUCAAGACAAUCCAGAAAUGUCAAGUUUUUAGGCAUUAUAAUGCCCAGUUGAAGAUAUAAAAGAUGAAAGGCAACAAGAGAUGCAGUUAGGUUGAUUCUGGUUGAAGUAGCAUGUUAGUUGGCUCGUCCAUAUCAAAACAGUUGCUAUCUCUCCUUCUUUUAAGUCGGGUUUUUGUAAUCUCAAAUUUUUUUGCGUAAUUUUGACGUAUCUAAGAUCUCACACAAGUCCACCAAAUUCGUUUACGCAGGAUAUAAAAUUUAAAAGACCGUUAUAAAGUAUUUUGCUUGGUUCAACGGUUUAAUUAUUUGCAAGGAAGUAUGAGACUGAUGAAAAAAUAACACUGAAUGAUAUCUCACGAAAAAAGUGCACCAAAUUUUACCUGCACCAACGAAUUUUUCAAAUUUCUAAGAUUUCUUGCAGUGGAAAAGUUCAACUCUUGUUAUGUACAUUAAUACAUGUCAUUUUCAAGGUUCUUUUUCUGCGGCUCAAAGAACCCUUAAGAAAAAGAGCUUCUUAGUUUAGUUUCUGAUGUUGAAUUAUACUAUUCCUCCCACUUUACCAAUGAUUGGAAUCAAAUCUCCGUAAUUUAUUGUGAUAUACUAGCGUUAUCAAAUUUCUACCCUCAUCAUUAAACAAGUCUUGUUUUGAAUGUUUGUUGCUAUUAUUAGUUGUUACUUCUGAGAAAAUGAAAAUCUAUGGGAGCUCUUGACUCUUGAGAUGACGUCUUACACUUCAAGUCCUUUUUUUACCUAUCAAUAAAUUUAUCUAUUUUUCCUCAUUUGUUAAGUCUGUUACUGAAGGACUCCUAGUUAUUAAUUUACUGACGUUUGUCCUGGUUCUUCCUCUAUGUGAAAGGUGUUACAGAGGUCGCUAACUGAUGAAUUGUGAUUGAUUCUGUUCUGA